AGGAUGGCAUUCCCUGUGGAUUUACUGAAUAAUUGCAGUCAUGAGGAAUUGGAAAAUGCUGCUGAAGAUUACAUGUCAGAUUUAAGGUGUGGGGACCCUGAAAAUCCAGAGUAUUUUUCUUUUCUCAAUAUUACGAUACCUAUUAGCCUGUCAAACGUAGGCUUUGUACCUCUUUAUGGUGGAAAUCAGACCCAGAAAAUUCUUGCUCUUUUUGCACCUGAAGAUUCACUCACAGCUGUGGCACUUUACCUUGCUGAUCAGUGGUGGGCUAUUGAUGAUAUUGUGAAAACAUCUCUCCCUUCUAGAGAGGGUCUUAAGCAGGUGAGCACUCUUGGGGAGAGAGUGGUUCUAUAUGUUCUGAAUCGAAUUAUUUAUAGAAAACAGGAAAUGGAGAGAAAUGAGAUCCCAUUCCUGUGUCAUAGCAGUACUGAUUAUGCUAAGAUUCUGUGGAAGAAAGGAGAGGCCAUUGGGUUUUAUUCAGUUAAGCCUACAGGAAGCAUAUGUGCCUCAUUUCUUACCCAAAGUUACCAACUGCCAGUUCUUGAUACAAUGUUCAUAAGAAAGAAAUUCAGAGGCAAAGAUUUUGGGCUUCAUAUGCUGGAGGACUUCGUAGAUUCCUUCACAGAAGAUGCACUUGGUUUGCGGUAUCCACUGUCUUCUCUCAUGUAUACAGCUUGCAAGCAAUACUUUGAAAAAUAUCCAGGAGACCACGAACUUAUUUGGGAAGUAGAGGGUGUUGGACACUGGUACCAGCGAAUACCAGUCACCAGAGCAUUACAGAGAGAAACACUUAAAAUUACAGUGGGUUCUCAGAAUGAAGCCAAAAGAUUUGUGUCUGGAGAAUAUGGUCUUGCAACUGUUCCAGAGUAUGAAGUGGGAACUGAGGAAAAUCAAUCCAGUGAGAUGCAGCUAACUAUUGAUUCUCUAAAGGAGACCUUUGCAAGCACGUCUGAAGGUCAUGAAAAAACACCUGUUUCUACUCGUACUCGAAGCAGUCAUCUAAAGCGGCCAAAGAUUGGAAAGCGGUUUCAGGAUUCUGACUUUAGUGGUUCUCAAGGGGAAGAUGAAAAAACUGCCCAGACCUCACUGACAGCUUCAGUAAAUAAAUUAGAGUCUACUACACGCCCCUCCGAGAGCUCAGAAGAAUUCCUGGAAGAAGAACCUGAGCAGAGAGUGAGUGAAUUUGAGGAUGAAAGUCGUGAUAAAGAUACACGUCCUGCACCUGAAACCCAGCUACGAAUAGAAAAGCAAGAUGGUGAAAAGGACUCUGAAUUAGAGCCUAUGAAUGGUGAGAUAAUGGAUGAUACUCUUAAGACUUCACUUACAACGGAAGAAGAGGACUCCAUUAGUGAAGGUUUAGAAGAAGAAUUAAAAGCACAGUCUUGUAAUUCCAGUGAAGACACUGUAAAUCUCGUUCCACUGGUGGUAGAAUCCUCAAAACCUCACGAGGCUGUUGCACCAGAUAAGACUCCACAUAUAACUGAUACAGAAAUGUUGAUAGACCAAGGCCCAUCUGAUGACAAAGGGCACACCGAAGAGAAACUGUCUCCAGUUUCAAGAAAGAAAGCACAUUUUGGAAGUUCAGACAAGGUUGACAGUAUCUCAAAUGAAGACCGAUCUGACAGUGGUUUUCCAAACUCCGUGAUAGCUGAAUUUUCUGAAGAACCGGUAUCUGAGAAUUUAUCACCCAACACUACUUCCUCACUUGAAGACCAGGGUGAGGAGGGGGUGCCUGAGCCCCAGGACACAUCUACUGCUCUUUCUCAGAGUUCUUUGAUAGAGGUUGAACUUGAGGAUGUGCAAUUUUCACAGAAUGCAGGACAGAAGAACCAGUCAGAGGAGCAGUCUGAAGCAUCUUCUGAGCAACUGGAUCAGUUUACACAAUCAGCAGAAAAAGCUGUGGAUAGCAGCUCAGAGGAGAUAGAAGUGGAAGUGCCUGUAGUAGAUAGGCGGAAUUUAAGAAGAAAGGCCAAAGGGCAUAAAGGACCUGGUAAGAAGAAAGCCAAGCUGACCUGAAUGAAGAAGAAAUGUGUAUGAUAAAUCCUCUUUGUAACAUAAUUGUUGUUUUUAAAACAGUGAUUAAUAAACAGCAUGGGGCACAGGACAAAAAUUUCUAAAAUUUCAAUUUGAACUGGAAUUUAUGAUGCAGUUUUUCUCUCCCUUUAGGACCUGUGGUUCAACAUUCUUUUUAAUUUUUUCAGACUAUUUUGUGUAAAUAGAAUUUUUUAUUUUUAUUAACCAUAUUUCAAUUUUGGGAAACCAGAUCAUACUAUAUUUUUCUUUAGCAGGUGGGAUACUUGACCAUUGAUAUUUCAAAAAAAUAUAAAUUUAAAAAG
This is a messenger RNA of Marmota flaviventris (yellow-bellied marmot), 2336 nucleotides long. It is a transcript of the gene Fam169a, whose product is annotated as family with sequence similarity 169 member A. Lineage: Eukaryota; Metazoa; Chordata; Mammalia; Rodentia; Sciuridae. The record is from RefSeq and is a predicted model, not a curated record.